Messenger RNA from Photinus pyralis (common eastern firefly), 2002 nucleotides. It is a transcript of the gene ZnT63C, whose product is annotated as zinc transporter 1. The transcript is spliced from 5 exons. Gene Ontology annotation, biological process: zinc ion transmembrane transport; detoxification of zinc ion; intracellular zinc ion homeostasis. The coding region runs from base 282 to 1622 and encodes 446 amino acids. NCBI's taxonomy places the organism in Eukaryota, Metazoa, Arthropoda, Insecta, Coleoptera, Lampyridae. Gene Ontology annotation, cellular component: membrane. Gene Ontology annotation, molecular function: zinc ion transmembrane transporter activity. The record is from RefSeq and is a predicted model, not a curated record.
UCAUUCGCAUGGUCAUUCGUGAAUCGGGAUCGUAAGUGAUGCGAUGUUGUACGUCAAAAAAUAGUAAACGUUUUUGCAAGUGCAUUUAAAUGACAGCUCUUUAUGUGCCAGAUAAUGUUUUCCGAGAAACUGUAUUUAGUGAAGGUGCGUGCGAGGAUUGCGACGUCCGUUCAAUAAUAAUUAUUGGUUGAAGAUUAGUAAAUACAUAUACAAAUAUGUCAAGUAUCUCCUUUAUGUGAAGUAGAUAAAUCGCAAGGAUUUUGUUUAAUAUCCACGUUAAAAUGGGUCGAUUUUCGGGGAAAAAAUGUCGGUUGCUAUCCAUGCUGUGGCUAACCGGAGGAUUUUUUCUUGUGGAGCUGAUAGUCGGUUACAUCACGAACUCCAUGUCAUUAGUAGCGGACAGUUUUCAUAUGUUAAGCGACGUCGCAGCGCUAAUAGUAGCGUUUCUCUCUGUUAAGAUGUCCCCAAAGAAGUGGUCGAAAAAUACAUUCGGCUGGGCGAGAGCCGAGGUAUUGGGCGCCCUAGUAAAUGCAGUCUUCCUGGUUGCUCUCUGUUUUUCGAUCACUGUCGAAGCGUGUAAAAGAUUUAUAGAAACUACGGAAAUACACGAUCCACAGUUAUUGCUCACUGUUGGCGUUAUUGGCUUAAUCGUCAAUUUGAUUGGAUUAUUUUUAUUUCAAGAGCACGGUGGUUCGUCGCACUCCCACGGAAGACUGUCGGGUAGCCGUAAUCGACUGAGUCAAUUAGCCGUCACAGAUGACAAUGAAAAUGAUGCAACCUACCCGAGCCCCCCGCCUGCGGUUAGUGCGAAGCACUCGAUGCACGGUCACUCGCACGGCUCCUCGGCGGGGCAAAUGAACAUGCGAGGUGUAUUUUUGCACGUAUUAUCGGACGCGUUAGGGUCGGUUAUUGUGAUCAUUUCCGCCACAAUAUUUUGGCUAACGGAUUGGAAGUACAAAGAUUACAUCGAUCCGGGACUUAGUGUUAUUUUAGUUAUUUUAAUUUUACGUUCCGUUUGGCCACUUUUGAGGGAUUCCGCUUUAAUUUUAUUACAAACAGUUCCUACGCAUAUACAAAUCGACGCAAUUCAAAGGCGCCUUUUGACAAAAGUCGACGGUGUUCUCGCCGUGCACGAGUUCCACGUCUGGCAACUUGCCGGCGACCGCAUUAUCGCAUCGGCGCACAUAAGAUGUAGAAACCUAUCGGAAUACAUGAGAAUAGCGGAGAAAGUGAAAGAGUUUUUCCAUAACGAAGGAAUUCAUUCGACGACAAUUCAACCCGAAUUUAUCGACUAUCGUGAAUACCCGGAAAGCACCGAGGAGAACGAACAGCAAACCGAAGAUUGUAUACUCGACUGUCCUCGGAGCACGUCGAAUGAUACCUGUAUAUUGAACACUUGCUGUGGACCGUCGAAACAGGGUUCGGAUACACCAUCUCCGGCAGAUACUCCAUAUUUAUGUAGGCAACGUACUAGCACGAAUGUGUCUAAUAAUGUGCAAGAAAUGAAUGAACUUGAGAAAGGUGCGUUACUGGAUAGAGGUAAUCCGUCUCAACAAAUCGACUGUAACUGUGGACCUCAUUUGGGACCUCCGCCGUGUUACGAAGCGGCAACGUCUGUUUGACAGUGGAGGAAGUAAAUUAAAAAAAAUUAUACAAGAUAGGAAAAUCGUGUUUGGUUUCUUUUUGCACAUUGAUAUUCUCAAUGGAAGCUCUUAACGGUGCCAACUAGUUUUCGAUUUUCUGGUAUAAAACAUGAUUUUGACAAAAUGCACUAUAUCGGUAGUGGAUUUAAUACACAACAUUAGUUAAUAAAAAAGAUGCCUCUGUACAGUAAUUAAUUUUAAUAGUUUAUAAUGUAGAUAAUUACAUUUUAAUAAUUAUCGUAAGAGAUAAAGUUUUAAAAUCUAGUCGUUUAGUUAUUAUUUUCUUAUGCGAGAUUUUAUGUUGAUCUCAAUUUGUAUAACAAAUGUUGUUAAUUAAAUAUGGAUAUUGUUUCAAGAGA